Molecule: messenger RNA, 702 nt
Organism: Geodia barretti
Lineage: Eukaryota; Metazoa; Porifera; Demospongiae; Tetractinellida; Geodiidae
Source: the annotation of a GenBank genome assembly
CUGGUGGCGCGCUGGGAGUUUAAUGAAGGUAAAGGCAAUACCGUUAAAGAUAGCUCCGGCAAGGGCCACGAUGGUGACUUCGCCGGUGGGGAUCCACAGUGGGUACCUGGUGUUGCGGGCAGUGCAUUGGCGUUUGAUGGUGAUGACUACGUUGCCAUUGAUGCUUGGAUUACAGAAACGGGUGCUGCAGAUUUCACGAUUACGGCUUGGAUAAAAACCACCAAGACCAGCGUUAGCUUUCUGACGAAGAACAAUGAGGAUCGGGUACUUGACUUUCAUGAAAAACUGUUUUAUGUGGGAGAUGCGGCGACUUCAGGAGGCGGUAAGACCGGAGCCGUCGAAUGGGUCGGUCAUAGCUGCGACUGGAUACGAGGCGAUACAGAUGUUUCGGACGGCAAGUGGCAUCAUGUUGCCGUGACUUGGGAGUUCAAAGCACUUGAGGGGCAUAUCUAUGUCAAUGGUAUAGAAGGCGUUCAUCACAUGGGGUAUAACGGUGGCGAGGAUAUUAAAGGAAACACAUGGCAGAUUGGAUUUACGAGUGGCUGGCCCGGUGGGGUCGAUUACGAGGGUGCCGUUGACGACAUCCGAAUUUACGACUCGACACUGACUGCCAAUGAGAUUGAAGAGGCUAUGGUAGAAGGGCUGGCGGUUGACCCGACUGGUCUCCUCGCUGUCAGUUGGGCGGAGAUCAAGACGCGAUAG